Trichophyton rubrum CBS 118892 is the source of this 1506-nucleotide messenger RNA. RefSeq lists its product as uncharacterized. Lineage: Eukaryota; Fungi; Ascomycota; Eurotiomycetes; Onygenales; Arthrodermataceae. Gene Ontology annotation, cellular component: fungal-type vacuole membrane. The coding region runs from base 1 to 1506 and encodes 501 amino acids. Gene Ontology annotation, biological process: amino acid transmembrane transport. Gene Ontology annotation, molecular function: L-glutamate transmembrane transporter activity; L-lysine transmembrane transporter activity; L-histidine transmembrane transporter activity. The transcript is spliced from 5 exons. The record is from RefSeq and is a predicted model, not a curated record.
AUGGACGAUGACGCUGGUGCAGUCGGCGGUCGAAGUCGCAGGCGACAGUGGCCUGGUAAGAAGGAUGGCGGUGUCGUUGGACAGGCAGGAUGGACCAGCAGCGUCGUCAAUCUGGUCAACACAAUCGUCGGUGCCGGAGUCCUGGCGAUGCCGCACGCCAUAUCUCGCAUGGGAAUGCUUCUAGGAGUAACGGUUGUUCUUUGGGCCGGCCUCACUUCGGCCUUCGGGUUAUAUCUACAGACACGGUGCGCUCGGUACCUGGAGAGAGGCACGUCUUCUUUCUUCGCCCUCUCCCAGAUCACCUAUCCGAAUGCAGCGGUCAUAUUCGACGCAGCAAUUGCGAUUAAGUGUUUUGGUGUCGGUGUCAGUUAUCUCAUCAUUAUUGGCGAUUUGAUGCCCGGCGUUAUCGAAGGGUUCGUUGGCGGGACUUCUGGAGUUGAUUUCUUAUACGACCGGCAUUUUUGGGUUACUGCGUUCAUGUUGAUUGUCAUUCCUCUAUCUUUUCUGCGAAGGCUAGACUCAUUGAAAUAUACUAGUAUUGUCGCCUUGACCUCUAUCGGAUAUCUUGUCAUUCUGGUUGUCGCUCACUUCAUCAAGGGAGACACCAUGGCUGACCGUGGCCCUAUUCAUUUUAUUGAAUGGCAGGGUCUCAUAUCUGCCUUGAGUGUUUUUCCAGUCAUUGUAUUUGCAUAUACUUGCCACCAAAACAUGUUCUCAAUUCUUAAUGAGAUCGCCAACGAUAGUCAUUACAGAACGACUAGCGUGAUCGUGACGUCGAUCGGCAGCGCUGCAGCAACCUACGUUCUCGUCGGUGUAACCGGCUAUCUCUCCUUUGGCGAUACCAUCGGCGGCAACAUUGUUGGAAUGUAUGCACCAUCAUUAUCGUCAACAAUUGCCCGCGCCGCCAUCGUUAUCCUCGUUAUCUUCUCUUAUCCUCUACAGAUUCACCCAUGCAGAGCGUCCCUAGACGCAGUCUUGAAAUGGCGUCCAAAUAGCAACAAGUCCCCCGCAAACACCCCUUCGCCAAAUCGAAACCCCCUACUCCCACGAACAAGCCCACCAAACGAGGGCAUGAGCGACAUGCGCUUUGCAAUCAUAACUACUGUCAUUAUCGUGCUCAGUUACAUUGUUGCUAUGACUGUUUCAUCCCUCGAAGCCGUUCUAGCAUACGUCGGCGCAACCGGAAGCACAAGCAUCAGCUUCAUCCUUCCAGGACUGUUCUACUACAAGAUCUCUUCUCCCGAGUCAGCCGCCCAUCAACGUCUGAUGAAAGAAGACGAUGAGCUGGACGCAGAGGAACAUUCUAAUGAAGUCGAUCCUUCGGCCGAUGCAUCCCAAGGCCUUCUGGGUCAGUCCUAUGCCCGCUUUAUGUCCCGCUCUACCAGCCAAUGGCGCCGAGACCUUCUCCGCAAACUGAGUUUGGGCCUCGUAGUAUACGGUGUCGUGGUCAUGGUCGUCUGUCUGGUCACAAACACCUUCUUUUUAGCCUCAGACAUGAAGGGAUGA